AUGGCGCCUCACGCGGAGAGCGCCCAGGACGGCCAUGGCAACGGCCAUGGUGACCGGAACAUGCCCAAGCCUGAGGAGUAUAUCCAAUUCGAGCACUUCCCGGCCGGCGGUCCUCUCAAUCGUUGGUCCCACUUCAUGACGCGGGAGCAUGACUUCCCUGGUGCCCAGGCUAUGCUUUAUGCUGCUGGUGUCCCCAACAGGGACAUGAUGAAGAACGCACCCCACGUGGGGAUUGCGACUGUUUGGUGGGAGGGCAACCCGUGCAAAACAGUGCUCGAGCUGGGAAACAUCGUCAAGAAGUCGGUUGAGCAGCAGAACAUGCUGGCCUGGCAGUACAACACCAUUGGUGUCUCGGACGGUAUCACCAUGGGCAGCGAGGGCAUGCGCUUCUCACUUCAAUCCCGCGAGAUCAUCGCGGACAGCAUCGAGACGGUCACCUGCGCGCAGCGGCACGACGCCAACAUCAGCCUUCCCGGCUGCGACAAGAACAUGCCGGGCGUGGUGAUGGCGGCGGCGCGCCACAACCGGCCCUUCCUGAUGAUCUACGGCGGCACGAUCCGCAAGGGCCACUCGAGCCUGCUCGACAAGGAGAUCAACAUCUCGACGUGCUACGAGGCCUCGGGCGCCUACACGUACGGCCGGCUGCAGGCCGCGUGCAAGCACGCCUCGGGCGCCGACGCCACGCCCAGCGACGUCAUGGAGGACAUCGAGCGCCACGCCUGCCCCGGCGCGGGCGCCUGCGGGGGGAUGUACACGGCCAACACCAUGGCGGUGGCCAUCGAGGCCAUGGGGCUGUCCCUGCCGGGGUCGUCGUCCUACCCGGCCACGUCGCCGGAGAAGCGGCGCGAGUGCGAGCGCGCGGCCGAGGCGAUCCGCACGUGCAUGGAGCGGGACCUCCGCCCGCGGGAUCUCAUGACGCGCGCCGCAUUCGAGAACGCGCUGGUGGUGACCAUCGUGCUGGGCGGCAGCACCAACGCGGUGCUGCACUUCCUGGCCAUGGCCAACAGCGCCGACGUGCCCCUGACGCUGGACGACAUCGACCGCGCGUCCAACCGCACCCCCUUCCUGGCCGACCUCGCGCCCUCCGGGAAGUACUACAUGGAAGACCUGUACUCGAUCGGCGGCACCCCGGCCGUGCUGAAGAUGCUCAUCGGCCACGGUCUCAUCGACGGGAGCAUCAUGACCGUGACGGGCAAAACCCUCGCGCAGAACGUAGCCGACUGGCCGUCGCUCCCGGAAGGCCAAACCAUCCUGCGCCCGCUGUCCAACCCGAUCAAACCAACGGGCCACAUCCGCAUUCUGCGCGGCAACUUGGCCCCCGGCGGCGCAGUGGCUAAGAUCACAGGCAAGGAAGGCCUCUCCUUCACGGGCAAGGCGCGGGUGUUCAACAAGGAGCACGAGCUGGACUCGGCGCUCGCGGCGGGCGCCAUCCGGCCCGAUGAUGGCAAUCUGGUGCUGAUCGUGCGGUACGAGGGCCCCAAGGGCGGACCGGGCAUGCCCGAGCAGCUGAAGGCCAGCGCAGCGAUCAUGGGGGCCGGGCUGACCAACGUGGCGCUGGUGACGGACGGGCGGUACAGCGGGGCUAGCCACGGCUUCAUCGUCGGGCAUGUCGUGCCCGAGGCUGCCGUGGGUGGGCCGAUUGCGCUGGUCCGAGACGGGGAUGUGAUCACCAUCGACGCGGUGGCGAACCGGAUUGAUGUGGUUGAGACUACUACUACUAGUACUAUUGGGGGGGCUAAUACUAGUAGUAAUAACAAGGCCACGACUGCCGAGGCGGUGGAGAAGGAGCUGGAGCGCCGGCGCAAGGAGGAGUGGGCGCCGCCCAAGAUGAUGCCGCAGCGGGGCGUCCUGGCCAAGUACGCGCGGCUGGUGGGGGAUGCGAGCCACGGUGCUGUGACAGAUGUGGGUGCGUCGGCGUGGUGAAGAUGACGGAAUCUUUCUUUCUCCUCUCCUUUUGCACCGUCUGGGGUCCCCGAUAGAAUGGUAGAGCCCUCGCAAUGGCAUAUGAUGAUACAUGGGACUGAGACGGCACCGUAGACGUGGGAUGCCGGAUGGCUGUGAGUGAGUAUGUUGAGCUCAGGAACACCUCGGUCACCAAAUACAGUGAAGUAAUGUCAGUGUGCAUUGAUGAUCCUUCUAUAUUACCUAGAUGGGAACGAUAAUGACGCCGAGAAGGCAACCCUGAAGCUCACCAGCUGACCUUUUCUGGAGGCAAGGAGGUAGCCGGGUACGGGAAACUGGACGGA
Messenger RNA from Chaetomium strumarium, 2246 nucleotides. Its product is annotated as dihydroxy-acid/6-phosphogluconate dehydratase. Bases 1 to 1923 code for a protein of 640 amino acids. The transcript has 4 exons. Gene Ontology annotation, cellular component: mitochondrion. The record is from RefSeq and is a predicted model, not a curated record. Gene Ontology annotation, biological process: branched-chain amino acid biosynthetic process. Gene Ontology annotation, molecular function: dihydroxy-acid dehydratase activity. Lineage: Eukaryota; Fungi; Ascomycota; Sordariomycetes; Sordariales; Chaetomiaceae.